UUAAAGCUCUAAUUCCUAAUGAGAGGUUUACAUAUACUAAAAAUGAAGCAAAAAAGUCAGUGGUUAGCAUUUGUUAUAUGAUGGCUAAUAUGAGAAAUAAGUUUGUAAAUAGCUUCAAAUUGGAGGUUGAGUUGUAUUUUUCAGCAUAUGGAUUACUAUACUUAGCAAUUGAUGUAUUACAUAGUCUAGGUGUUUUUGUGUGUAGUAAAACUAUUGAUGAUUAUAAGAAAAAAAUUAUGAAAAAUCAUCCACAAAAUAUUCAUCAGUUUUUUAUGGAUAAU
Messenger RNA from Scutellospora calospora, 281 nucleotides. NCBI's taxonomy places the organism in Eukaryota, Fungi, Glomeromycota, Glomeromycetes, Diversisporales, Gigasporaceae. The record is from the annotation of a GenBank genome assembly.